Molecule: messenger RNA, 1599 nt
Organism: Hippocampus zosterae (dwarf seahorse)
Lineage: Eukaryota; Metazoa; Chordata; Actinopteri; Syngnathiformes; Syngnathidae
Gene: reep6
Product: receptor accessory protein 6
Exons: 5
Coding region: 232-954 (240 amino acids)
Source: RefSeq, a predicted model, not a curated record
CUGUCCACGGGAAGAUGGAAACGUGAGAGAGAGGGGAGGGGGGUGGUGGCCAAAGGCUCGCUCUGGCGACAUGUGACGUCUUUCGCUGGGCCCAAUGAGUGACGCGCUUUCAGACCCCACCCCCCCUCCCCCCAUCCCGCGCAGCAGGUGUUUGAGGCUUUAAUCGGGUUCCCUUCAUCCUCAGCCGCUCGCUCGUCUCGCUCGGCCGACCCCAUCCGGGACAUCCGGGACAUGGGCCUGCUCAGCUUCCUGUCUGCGGCCAAAGAACGAGCCGAGAAGUUCCUCAACGAGAAGAACAUCGUCACCGACUUCCUGGGCAAGGUGGAGGAGAAGACGGGAGUCAAGAAGAAGAUCCUCGCCGCCGGUGCCGUCUCGGUGACGGGACUCUACCUGGUCUACGGUUACGGCGCCUCCCUGCUCUGCAACCUGAUCGGUUUCGUCUACCCGGCGUACUACUCAGUCAAAGCCAUCGAGAGUCCCAGCAAAGACGACGACACAAAAUGGCUGACCUACUGGGUGGUCUACGGAGUCUUCAGUCUGGGGGAGUUCUUCUCGGACAUUUUCCUCUACUGGUUCCCCUUCUACUAUGCCUUUAAGUGUUUGUUCCUGUUGUGGUGCAUGGCCCCCGUGGCCUGGAACGGAUCCCGGGUCCUCUACGACCGGGUGGUCCGCCCCGUUUUCCUCCGUCACGAAGCCGCCGUGGACAACAUGGUCAGCGACCUCAGCGGCAAGGCCAUGAGCGCGGCCGAGAACCUCACCAGGGAAGUUUUGUCCACCCUGGUGAAAAACAAAGCCUUGGUGUCCCCCGAAGCCAAAGGUUUGCCCAGUGCGACCGGAGAUAGCGUUGAGAGAAGAAAAACGGUGGCUCGUCCGCGCGAACAGGAAGAGGUGCGUACCGCCCAAAGUCAGAGCCUUCAAAAACCGCAAGCGACGACGCCGAGCUCCUUGAAAUGAUAUCGUCCACUCCCCUUUCAGCCUUUCCUGGGUUGACGAGCAGGUAAGCCGGCAGUUAGCGCACUAGCUAGCGUGCAGCUCCGCUUCCUGCCCCCACCUCGCCUCAACCACCCUUUCGCGAUACCGCGUCCCACCCCGUCGCCGUCCGAGCCGCGCCCGUGGCCUUGCCGCGCCCCUUUCAUGACGCGGCGCCCGGGGACUUUUAGCAGCGGUCAUUGGCAAUUUCCCGUUAGUAAGGCAUUCUUUCCCGGCGGAGUGUUAGCAUGCCGACCGUUCGGAUUUGAGCGAUUCUCUCUCCAAAUGGUACACCUGGGCACCGUUGAAUCCCUGCUGAGCUGCCUCUUUUGUUUUGGUUUUUUUACCCCGAUAGCAGGCUUGACCCGUGGGCUCUUUUUCAAAGUUCACGCUUCAUCGUCCAAAACGGAUGCGCACGCUUGGCGUCGCCGCUGACACGGUUGCGGUUGGUAGCGAAACGGUGCGGGGACCUACUGUGGACAAAACGGGCCUCGCAAGUGUAGCUAAGCAAACUACUUUCACUUGUUCUCGGCUCCCCCAAAAUCCGACCCGUCCCGCGUUAUGCUAGCAUCCCGACUCUUAGCCUGUUAGCAUUUGGGCAGCAAUUGAAACGGUAACAUUGGAACGUGU